CGUGUGUUUGAAACAGUUUUAUGGAAAGGGAAGCACGACGCAUGCUUCCUUGUUUAAUGUCGGUCCGGCUCGAGGGAUACGAAUGUUACACGGUGUGUUCAGUGGCUCUACGCGCUGGAUCCACGCUGAUCGUUCCUCGUGGAUCGCGUGCGAUCCGUGAAUCGGGUGGAUCGCGUUCCCAGGCCAUCCCGUUCUCGAUCGGCGGCAUCCCAUUCAAGGAGACGCAAUUGACUUGUACUUAAAGCUAUGGAUGAUGAGGUGAUUGGUGGAGGUCAAAAUAAAAGAUCACCAAUGACCUUGAACGUCAGUGGAUUAUGGGACGUGGUCCCACGAUUGGAUCAUUACAGAUUGAGCCGUCGUGCUAAGAGGCCAUCGUUGAGCACCCUGCACGAAGGAAAUCUUAUAAAGGAUCCGAACAUAGAGGCUGGCCAAGUCGGAGUGUCGCAGCAAGGACACACGGGGAUAAAGCUAGGAUGGAUCCAAGGUGUUCUCAUACCGUGCCUGCUCAAUAUAUGGGGUGUAAUGCUAUUCCUACGAUUGUCGUGGGUGGUGGCACAGGCGGGCAUACUACAGAGCAUCAUUAUUAUCGGAAUAUCGGCGGCAGUCUGCGUCAUCACGACGCUUAGCCUCAGCGCAAUUAGUACUAAUGGGGAAGUAAAGGGAGGUGGUAUAUAUUUUAUCAUAUCACGCACCCUUGGAGCGGAGUUUGGGGCCUCGGUCGGAAUAGUAUUCGCAUUUGCAAACGCUGUUUCGGCAUCUAUGAAUACCAUUGGCUUCUGCGACUCCCUGAACGACUUGUUACGGGAAAAUAAUCUAAAGAUCAUCGACAAUGGAGUGAACGACGUUCGAAUCGUCGGAAUAAUCGCGUUGAUCGUCAUGAUAUUGAUCUGUGCGAUUGGCAUGGAGUGGGAGUCGAAGGCUCAAAAUUUCCUUAUAGCCAUCAUUGUUGCGGCUAUUUUCGACUUUUUGAUCGGCACUAUAAUUGGACCCCACAAUACAGAACAAAAAGCACAAGGAUUUAUUGGAUUCUCUUCUGAAGUUUUCAUGAAGAACUUAGGGCCGAAUUAUCGGUUCUCUGAGAACAGCAACCAAACGUUCUUCUCCGUGUUCGCCAUUUUCUUUCCAUCCGUGACCGGGAUUCAAGCUGGCGCCAACAUCUCUGGCGAUUUGAAGGAUCCAGCGAGUAGCAUCCCGAUUGGAACUCUUCUCGCGCUGCUAAUUUCGAUGCUGAGCUAUGUCACUUUUGUUUUCUUUGCGGGUGGCGCCGCUCUCAGGGAUGCCAGUGGCUUUGUUAUGAAUAGUACCAUUAUAGAUUGCAUACCGAAUGUCAACUGCAGUUUUGGAUUGCACAACAGUUACUCGGUGAUGCAACUUAUGUCAGUGUGGGGUCCAUUUAUCUAUGCCGGCUGCUUUGCUGCAACACUUUCCACAGCCUUGACAAAUUUGCUAUCGGUACCACGAUUGAUACAAGCGCUGGGACAAGACAGGAUUUAUCCCGGCUUGAUCUAUUUCAGCAAAGGUUAUGGAAAACAUGGUGAACCUUAUCGUGGAUACGUACUCACGUUCAUUGUUGCAACGUUGUUCCUUUUGAUAGCAAACUUAAAUGUGGUCGCACCUUUAAUCUCAAACUUCUAUCUGGCAUCAUACGCUUUGAUUAAUUUCUGCACUUUCCAUGCAGCCCUUAUUCGACCACUUGGAUGGCGUCCUACCUUCAGAUUUUACAACACUUGGCUGUCUCUGUCAGGUUUCAUUACCUGCGUCGCCAUAAUGUUUCUUAUCGAUUGGGUGACAUCGCUCAUCACGUUUGUCAUUAUUUUCGCAUUAUACCUGAUAGUCGUGUAUCGGAAACCAGACGUGAAUUGGGGUAGCAGCACCCAAGCUCAAACGUACAAAACUGCACUUUCUAUUGUUUAUCGAUUGAAUUCGAUCGACGAGCAUGUUAAAAACUAUGCUCCUCAAAUUUUGGCAUUGAGCGGAGCUCCUGGCGCCAGGCCAGCGUUAUUGCAUCUGGCAAAUCUCAUCACGAAAAAUCACUCGCUGUUAAUUUGCGGUGAAAUAUGCCCGACUCGUUUAUCAUAUCGUUUGCGAUCAAUGAGGCUGAGAAACGGUUACGCGUGGUUGCAUCAACAGCGCAUAAAGUCUUUCUAUCACGUGGUGGAGGAUCUGAGCUUCGAACGGGGUGCAUCGGCUUUGAUGCAGGCAACAGGUGUCGGGAAAUUGGCGCCGAACGUUGUUCUGAUGGGUUAUAAAACGCACUGGUCAACGUGCAAUCACAAAGAUCUUCAGGAAUAUUUCAACGUGCUUCACAACGCGUUCGAUCAAAAAUUGGCGGUAGCCAUGUUGCGAAUUGCAGAGGGUUUGGAUUGCUGUGAAGUUGCGACCGCGAACGGCGAUGAUGAACACGGUGUCCUAGCACAAAGUAGUUACGAUUUGACAGGAAACACUUUGAUGCACGUGGACAGCAAUUUGUCAAUGUCCAGCCAAAUUCCAAGAGUGCAAAGCGUGCCAACAAUGGGAAGUCAAUUCGUGCCUAUCGAUGGUCCACAAAUUAUUAGAGAUUCGCCUACUCAUGGAAGUGCUCGAGAACAUUUGAAACAGAAACGAAAACACGCUAUAGAGAAACUAAUGGAAAAACGUCAUGUAAUGCCAUCUAUACCUGAACGCUUAGCGAUUUUUCAAAGAAAGCACAAAAAUGGUACAAUUGAUGUAUGGUGGCUGUACGAUGAUGGAGGUUUAACGAUUCUUCUUCCAUACAUUAUUAGUACACGCUCAAAUUGGGAGCAUUGUAAAAUGAGAAUUUUUGCUUUGGCCAAUCACAAGCAAGACAUUGUAGCACAGGAGAAAGAAAUGGCCGAAAUAAUGGCAAAGUUCAGGAUAAGAUAUACCAGUUUAAAAAUGGUAGACGAUAUAAGUGUUCAACCAAAACAAGAAACAUUAGAUUUUUUCGAUAAACUCAUAUCUAACUUCCGAAAAAAUGAUGUGUCUGAUACAGAAUGCUGCGUAACAAAUCUUGAGCUUCAAUCUUUGAAAGAUAAAACGCACAGACAGCUCAGACUACGAGAACUUUUAUUGGAAAACUCGAGUCAAUCUACCUUAGUUGUAAUGUCACUACCAAUGCCAAGAAAGGGUGCAGUUUCCGCUCCAUUGUACAUGGCAUGGUUGGAAGCUUUAACCAAGAAUAUGCCACCGACUCUUUUGAUACGCGGAAAUCAUACUUCAGUGUUAACUUUUUAUUCGUAGUUCACCGAUAUUAUUUUGAACCAGUGUUUUCCAAUCUUUUUCGAUUAGCGAUACAUUUCGAAACUAGUAAAAUUUUUGCGAUACAUCAUAAUUAAUUGUUAAGAUAAAAAUUUUAAUCUAUUUAAAAUAAUAUAAUGUAUAAUAACAUUUAAUGUUGUAAUUUAUUAUUUAUUGAAAAAUGUUUUAAAAAUAUAAUAUAAAAAUAUUUAUAAUAUUGACAUAUAUUUUAAUGACAUUUAUAUUUUACAAGGAUUUUUUUUUAUGUCACAUUUUUUAACAUUAUUUAUAUAUCAAUAAAUAUUAAAUAUUUUUAUAUAUAUAUAUAUAUAUAUAAUAUUUUUAUCUUCACGAUAUAUUGAUGUGUCGUGAUAUAUCGAUUGGGAAACGCUGAUCUAAACAAUAAAUAUAAUUUUAGCAUCAAGAUGAAUUUAUUUACUUUGAAUAGCAUCGAGGAAGUCUAUACAAUCACUAAAGACAUCUGAUGCGGACAGACAGUAUUCUGUAUAUUCAUGCCAAAAAUUAUAUAGAUACUAUGAUCUGUUUUCGUUUUUAUACAGUAUUCAUCAAUAUCAUACCCGGUGGUACUUACUGACGAGAUUAUUUUAGCGUAGAUAUGAAAGACAAGGGACUACCUUAUCUUUUUAGUCCUGUAACUUUGAUACUUAUUCAUAUAGAAUUCUAGGAGACAUUAACAAAAAAA
Apis mellifera (honey bee) is the source of this 3940-nucleotide messenger RNA. RefSeq names its product bumetanide-sensitive sodium-(potassium)-chloride cotransporter (gene NKCC). The record is from RefSeq and is a predicted model, not a curated record. The coding region runs from base 247 to 3240 and encodes 997 amino acids. Gene Ontology annotation, cellular component: membrane. Gene Ontology annotation, biological process: chloride ion homeostasis; cell volume homeostasis; chloride transmembrane transport. Gene Ontology annotation, molecular function: sodium:potassium:chloride symporter activity. Lineage: Eukaryota; Metazoa; Arthropoda; Insecta; Hymenoptera; Apidae. The transcript has 19 exons.